AUGGGGCUCUUGUGUGGAUGUAAAGGACCCUCAGGCCACUUAUGUCCCAUCAGUGGAAGCCUAGCGUGGGUGGAGACCCCCGAGACUGAACUCAGUGGUGGGAUCCAGCCUGCCCAGCUCUCCUACAUAGAGCCCAGAGCCAGCAGGGUGGGCUUCCUGGAGACGCAGGUGCUCCUGCGGGCUGGGGAGCAUGAGCAGGGGUCCCUUUGGGGGGGUGGAAGAGGCUGUGGUGCCGCUCAGGUGGUGGAAACUGAGCUAUGGCUGGGCCCCCUGGUCCUGAGUGAGGCCUUGCCAGUCUUGGAAGCUGUGCCAAAGGUGGCUUCAGGGAAGGAUUCUGGGAGAGGAGGAGGAGACACCAGCUUUUCGCCCGGCACCUCCAGUGGGCUGCGGUCCGCUCUCAACCUCACUGGACCAGCCCCCGCCCUCUCAGAGUCCAGGUUUCAGUUCUGUGGUCAUCUGGACUGUCCCAAGUGGGUCCUGGCAGAGAUUGGUACGCUGGCCAAGAUGUCCUCUGUGAAGUUGCAGCUGCUCUGCAGCCAGGUACAGGAGCUGCUGGGAUAGGGGAAUGAUUAUGAGAAGAUCCUGAAGCUCACAGCUGAUGUCAAGUUUGAGUCAAGCGAUAUGAAGGACACAGUAGCAGUGCUGAGUUUCAUCCUCUCCAGUGUGGCCAAGCACAGUGUCGAUGGUGAAUCCUUGGCCAGUGAACUGCAGCAGCUGGGGCCACCCAAAGAGCAAGUGGCCGGCGUGUGCCGCUGUUAUGAGGAGAAGCAAAGCCCCUUGCAGAAGCACUUGUGGAUCUGCAGCCUACGCAGCAAGUAUGAGGCCAGCCAGGCCCCCAAGUCCAGUCCUUCGGGGUCCACGAGGGAAGAAGCCCCUGGCUGUGUGACCUUGGGCUGGUGCCUGGCUGUCUCUGGCUCUGAGUUCCUGGGAACCUUGGCUCAAAGGCUCAAAGUGUCAAAGGUUAAGCCUGCCCCUCAGGAAGCAGCCCAGGCCCAGCCAGACACUCACCAGGACAAGGGAAACUCUGACGAGCAGGAGGCUCAGGAUGAGGAGAGCCACGGCAUAGCUGGAGAUGAAAACCACCUGGAGCCCAAGAAGCUGCCCCUCACCUUUGUGAUCCCAGGGACCCACUCCCUGAUCAUGAUGAAGGCGGACCCAAACCCGCAGGGGUGCCUGAAGGAGCAGGCCCCCUCUAGUGUCAUGCAGGCUCUGGUGGUGGCCAUCCAGCUUGGUGGCCAUCUGGCUGGUCCACACUUCCAGGUGGACCCUCUCUCCUCACAUGAAGUACAGAGGAACCUGGUGCCGGCCGCAGUCAACCCCGAUGUGAUGACCUUUCUACCCGCCCUCUUUGAUGUCUUGGUGCUGGCUGCUGUCUUUGGCCAGAUUGUGGGUUCAAAGACCAUUCCUGGGUUCCACCACCACCAAGCCUCAACAGUGUCCUGA
Molecule: messenger RNA, 1443 nt
Organism: Mandrillus leucophaeus (drill)
Lineage: Eukaryota; Metazoa; Chordata; Mammalia; Primates; Cercopithecidae
Source: RefSeq, a predicted model, not a curated record